Molecule: messenger RNA, 375 nt
Organism: Trypanosoma brucei brucei TREU927
Lineage: Eukaryota; Euglenozoa; Kinetoplastea; Trypanosomatida; Trypanosomatidae
Gene: Tb927.7.840
Exons: 1
Coding region: 1-375 (124 amino acids)
Source: RefSeq, a predicted model, not a curated record
AUGCUUCGCCGUAGCAGUGCCGCGCUUAUCCGACGCACACCUGUCCGUCAUAGCGGCGGGGAGUUGUUUGUUCGGCCCAAACUUGAAGAAAUUCCCCCAGCCGAUCAGUGCAGGGGAUUUUUUGGUCCACUGAAUGACUCCCUUAAGUUUCUACGACUAUUGGACAUCAAGUGGAUGAUGAACCGCGCGGUGGCUAUGCGCCGUGAGUAUCUUAUCGCGACACCCACACUUUUUACGUUUAUUUGGAUGUUCACGUGGAAGGGUGCAGUUAUAUACUUUUGGGGUGAUCGUGCGCCCCCGCGUCGUAUGGAUUGGAACACAGAGGAGACAGGUCGCUUGCCGUUGGGGUUUAAGCCAACGCCCGCUCCGUUGUGA